Sciurus carolinensis (gray squirrel) is the source of this 4748-nucleotide messenger RNA. It is a transcript of the gene Spring1, whose product is annotated as SREBF pathway regulator in golgi 1. The transcript is spliced from 6 exons. Gene Ontology annotation, biological process: positive regulation of SREBP signaling pathway. Lineage: Eukaryota; Metazoa; Chordata; Mammalia; Rodentia; Sciuridae. The coding region runs from base 168 to 737 and encodes 189 amino acids. The record is from RefSeq and is a predicted model, not a curated record.
CACGUGGUGCGACGCGCGCCGGCUGCCGGGAGCUGGCUGGGCCGCGGACGGCGGGGCCGGUGUUGCAGCAAGUGGUCAGGCUGCCCGGCGCGUAGGGGCCAUGCCGCCGGGUCCCCGGGCCUGCCUUGCCCCGCUCCCCGGCCGCCGCGCCCCGCGUCCCCGCCGGGAUGGUGAACCUGGCGGCCAUGGUGUGGCGCCGGCUCCUGCGGAAGCGGUGGGUGCUCGCCCUGGUCUUCGGGCUCUCGCUGGUCUACUUCCUCAGCAGCACCUUCAAGCAGGAGGAGAGGGCGGUGAGAGAUCGGAAUCUUCUCCAGGUUCAGGACCACGACCAGCCCAUUCCGUGGAAGGUGCAGUUCAACUUGGGCAAUAGCAGCCGGCCAAGCAAUCAGUGCCGGAACUCCAUUCAGGGGAAGCACCUCAUCACGGACGACCUAGGGUACGUCUGUGAAAGGAAGGAUCUACUGACGAACGGCUGCUGCGACGUCAGCGUCCCCAGCACGAAGCAGUACUGCUGCGAUGGCUGCCUGGCCAACGGCUGCUGCGGCGCCUACGAGUACUGUGUGUCCUGCUGCCUGCAGCCCAACAAGCAACUUCUCCUGGAACGCUUCCUGAACCGGGCAGCUGUGGCAUUCCAGAACCUCUUCAUGGCAGUGGAAGAUCACUUCGAAUUGUGCUUGGCUAAGUGCAGGACCUCUUCCCAGAUGGAGAUUUCCCAGUUGCCAUUCCGUUUGUUUUGAUAACAGUAUCCCAGCAAAGAGCAGAGUGUGCAGCACGAGAACACCUACCGGGACCCGGUGGCCAAGUACUGCUAUGGAGAGAGCCCGCCCGAGCUCUUCCCCGCGUGAUGGCCCGCCGCAGCCUGGACGCCCAGACGCUGCCGGAGGACGCGCCGCCCGGAGCCAGGCUGAAGUGUCCCAGCCAGUUCAGUGCAGGGCGACAGGUGGCCUGGGGACGCCUUGACUGCGACCACUUCCUGUGCUGUCCCCCGGCUCCGCCCACCACCUGGGCUCCACCACCACCUGGGCUGCACCUGGAGGAGCUCUUCUAGAAGGGACUGGAGCCUGGGGCUGGGCCCAGCAGGGAAGACCGCAGGCUGAGCUGGGAGUGAGGGCCUUCCUGGGGGACAGCCUCAGCGCCACGCAGGCGCCUGGACUUGGUUCCUCAGGCGCCAGGUGUUCACUUCCACUUGGACCUGGGCUCGUCCCUGUAUAAUUAUUUAUUAGAUUCCUUUGGAAUAGUGGGAAACACAUAAUGUUUUAUGUAGGAAAAUGCCUUACCAGUCUAGUUGAGUAUAUUCAAGGGAAUUAUUUUUGUUCUUAUGUCCUAGAGUUUCACGAGUUAAGUCAUCCCUUCACCCAGAUAAAGUGGCUUGUCUCACACAGUGUGGAUCUUCUCUCUAGGGAGUUAUUUUGGGUUUUUUGGGUUUGACAUCUUCAAGGGUAGGUCUCAAAUCCAACUUAGUAACCACAUCCUGGCAUUUAAGAUGAUCUAAACACUCAGAGAGGCUGCUGCCUUCUGAUCUUGGGCAGAGCUGCAGGUAGAGGAGCCUCUGUCCCAGGCCCUGUUCUGUGACCUCCAUGGGCUGCCUGCCUUAGGACUGUUUCAGCCGGAGUCCUAACGGGGUGUCCCAGAGGCAGUCCUCCUCCCUUCCUGUCACAGAAGCCCUGUGCUGAGGCCCUUGCUAAAUGCCUGUGCAGACAGCAGGCUGUCUUCUUUAUUGCUUUCGGCUUUGGAAGUGUAACAGGUAUAAAUGUUCAGUUUUCCGAUGAUUUUUGAAGAAGAAAAGAAAACCCACCUUUCUACGGGAGUGCUGUGAGAGUUUCUUUUCUAUUUUUAAUUUUCUAUUUGUUCUUUCUAGUUAAGGAUGACAGUAGAAUGUAUUUGUGGGUUUCUUAAUGUGCCCUCAGUGGGAGGUGUUUGGUUCUCAGUUGAGAGUGUCACACACACAGGUGGCUGGUGUGUCUUGCAUCUGUGUGCUUAAAGUGCUGUGCACUUUUCAUGGUACCACCAAGUCUCUGACGCAAGGCCUGGAGCAUUUGUCUUAAGAUCAAGGCCUCACACCCUCGAGUACACUGCCCGUGACUUCAGGAGGCACGUGGCGCACACCUCUUCCCGACCACUUCACUAACCCCAGGUCGGGCAAGGUCUUUUUUCUUUUUUUUUCCAUCGUUAAGGUUGACCUGGGAGCCGGGUGCACAUUUUACGAUCUGCUUUGAACAAUUGUUUUUCCCUAGUGGAGCGUUUCUUGGGCCAUUUUGCCUUCUAGAAGUUUCUGCAGCACACAGCGGCCAUUCUUUAACUCGCCCGCUGUCCCUCUUACAUCACCUUCCCUAAGUAUCCGUACUCCUCAGUAAGUGUUCUUGGAGGGCGAGCUCUAAGCCGGUCUCGAAUGUCGGCUCCCACAGGUCCGUUCUGUCUGCUGUGGGCGCCUCCCGUUCUCGUUUGCAGGGUGCUGACGCAAGCUCGGCAGGAACCUGGCCGCCUGAGCCUUCUACCCGCGCCUUUCGGCAACUCAGGUGGAAUCGCAGUGCCAGUCUUCCCCGGGUCGGCUGGCAGCCCUCCUUGGCGCUCAGCCGGCUCUGGAGCGCUGUGACGCUCGCCUCGACGCGGCCUGUGCCCGCUGCUGGUCCCCUCCAGCUCCGCACUGAAAUGGCCCCUCUUCACACAGGCCCUGCAGCCUGGCCAUCGGGACCCAGGCUGCGUUUGCACUUCAGAGAUGAGGAAGCCCAGGUGCAGGGGCCUCGCGUCCCCGCUGACUUCAUGAGGACCCCAGCAGGAGCUUCCUCUGGCUCUGGUCCAGCAUGCCUCCCACCAGACCUGCUGGCUCCAGCACCAAACAAGUGUCCUGUCUGUCCCGUGGCUUCCAGUUGCCGGGCCAGGAGGAGUGAGUGGUCAUUUUCAUGUGGCCGAGGAGUGUGUUUUUUGUAUCUAAAAAUCAAUCGGGCACGUGUGCCAUUAUGGAAACUUAGAGCCGACUGCGUGAUGCAGCCACAGCCCGGGCACCCGCCUGGCCCGGCCGCCCGCCAGCCCGCUCUGCUCUCUCUCUGCUUGUGGUUUGUUUGAUCAAGGGCUUCUCAGAUCAGCGCCCUUGUCUCGGUUGUGUGUGUCCAGAGCCUAGCAAAGCACGUGAUACAUAUUGGCAGUUUAGGAAAAGAUCCCAGAAAGGAGAAAACACCUUUAGUUGAGGAAAGAAAACUAUUGAACGUGGAGUGUUUUCAGCAAAGGGCUGAUCCAGUAUUUCCCCAGCGCUGACUCGUGAGCACACUGGUCGCUGGAGCUGUACAGGUGUGUGAGAAGCCCAUGGUCGGUAGAGGCGACUCUGAGACAGGAAUGUCAAAGGAAGGCUUGGCCGCCUCUGAGCUCCUGAGUUCUUGGAAAAGCCCAGAGGCCUUUGGAGCAGUGAUCGCACCCCUCAGCAUCUUUCCGAGGCUGACUCGGGACCUUCUGGAAGUGCCUCAGUGGACAUCUGUGGGGGACAGGGUCUCACAUUGUGAGAGUCUGAGCAGACUUUCCCAUCCUCAGGGUUUGCUUAUAAAUCAAAAAUGUACAGAGAUAUCGCAUGCUUGGCACACUCUUUGCAGGCUGGAAAUUGUGCCUCCGAGUUGGUAACUUCUACUUAUGCACGGCGUGGCCUUGGACUGUCUUCUGUCCUCUGCUGAGUCCCUGGCCCUUCUGUUACAUGGGAUCGCGCCUACCUCUCCUAGGCUCGCUGAGAGGUGUCUGAGUGGGCGCCCACUGCUUGGCAAGAAGUCCACGCCUGCAGCCCAGCCGGAGCAGCACGGGUGGAAGGCAGGGCCGUGAUUACAGAGCGCUCGUUAUUAUUUUUCUUAAUAUUAGUAGAAAUUCCUACUGCAGACAAAAGCUUCAGGUAAUUCAGAAACAGCUAAAGGCAGGAGGAACAACCUAAAGCCAUACAGCCUAGAGAUAAGCACCAGCCACUUUUCUCUUGCCCUGUGACUUUUUCUAAACAACAAUGAGGACCCUUUUUUGUAUGCUGUUCUUCUCAGUGGCCACGGCCAUUUUCAUGGGUCUGCAGAACUGUUCUUAAUGCCCUACGGAGCCCAUUGAGCCCACACGUCCCACGUCUGUUGUUGCGUUUGCUACUACAAACAGUGCAUGGAUGAUGUCCGGUGCUGGGGUACCCAUUGCCAUGCCUCUGACAACCCUGUGUUACCAUUUUAAAACUCUUUGCUAGUGAAUCUCAGUGUUCUAAUUUGUAUUUAAAAUUUUUUAAAAUCAUAAUAUUCCUUCUCAUAUGGAUCAAAACUCAUACCAAAGCCAGGCGCAGUGGCAUAUGCCUGUAAUGCCAGCGGCUCACAAGUUCAAAGGCAGCCUCAGCAAUUUCGUGAGGCACUAAGCAACUCAGUGAGACUCUGUCUCUAAAUAAAAUACAAAAUAGGGCUGGGAUGUGGCUCAGUGACUGAGUGCCCCUGAGUUCAGUCCCCAGUACCUGUCCCACACCCCACCCCCACACACACACCAAAAAACCAACCUCAUACCAAAUAAUGAGUUCUGGAUUACAAAAAAUUUACUUUUUGCAUCUUUGUUCAUGAGUGAAAAAUACAAGUAGUAUUCCUAUUUUUAAUUUCUAGUGAAAUGAACUCCAUCCCCUGUUUGGCCAUUUAUCAUUCACAUGUGAUGCAUUGUGUCUUUGUGGCUUUUCCCCUUUUCCUUCCUGAUUACUGCAGAGCAGUUUUUUAAAAGGUAUUUUUUUAAUUUUCAGUGGAAAAAUAAAAAGCCUUAAACUC